AUGUCUUCUAUAGCAAAAAUCAUGAUGAUCUUUCUGACAAUUCAAUGGACUCUUAUACCAUUUGCAGAAGCCCAUAAAGUUCAGUUCAAUUUCCCUUCCUCUGAUGAUGUUAUUCAAGUACUUCUAAUUGCUACGAAGUCUGAACAGGGGAUCGAACUGACAAAUAGCAAGUAUGGUCAAAAUUUAACUUGGAGCAUGGGUUGGGCCUCUUACGGAAGACCAGUUGAUAUAUGGAGUAAAUCUUCUGGGGCCCUUGCGAGCUUUCAAUACUACUUUCAGCUCGUACUAUACAAUGGAACAGAUACCAUAAUGUACUAUUAUGCUGAUGGUCUUGCAUUCUUCAUGGCUCCUUGGGAAUCCCAACCUCCACAAAAGGGAUCAGGUAUGUUGCUUGGACUGUUCAACAGUACAACUAAUGGUAAAUCAUCAACCCAAAAAGUUGCUGUUGAAUUUGAUACAUUCAAGAACGCAAUAAAUGAUGAAUUCUAUGGCGUCAAUGCGCAUGAUCCGGAUGAUAAUCAUGUGGGGAUAGAUAUCAAUAGUAUCAUUUCUGUAAGGAAUAUUUCUUUGUCUGAGAGGCUUAACAGUGGAAAAACUUGGGAAGUUUGGAUAGAUUAUGAUGGACAACUUAAGGAUCUCAAGGUCUUUAUGGCUCAUAACAGAUCAGACUUCACUUCUCCUCGUCCUCAACAUCCAACGCUUGCCUACUCUCUAAAUCUCUCAGAUUUUCUUCCUGAAAAGGUCAAAAUCGGUUUCUCUGCUUCAACAGGGCUUUCCAAACAGAGGCACAAUAUUAUCUGCCAUUAUGAAGAGCUAAGUAGAGCGACUGCUGGCUUUAGAGAGCAUUUAAUACUCGGACAGGGGGGAUUCGGAAGGGUUUACAAAGGAAGUCUAGAGAAUGGAGAAAUAAUGGCGGUGAAGAGAAUUUAUCAGAACUCUGAGGAGGGGCUUAGACAAUACGAAUCAGAAAUUGCAAUGAUUGACAACUUGUCUCAUCCAAAUUUGGUUCCCCUUCUGGGAUGUUGCCACGACAAAAACACUAGUGAACUUCUUCUGGUUUACCAGUAUAUGUCCAAUGGCAGUCUGGACAAAUAUUUGUUUGCAGGAGAAGCUCGGAUUCGAGCUCUGAGUUGGAAUGAGAGAUUCAGUAUAGUCCGCGACUUAGCUUCGGCUCUUCUCCAUCUCCAUGAGGAAUCAAACCCCCGGGUUCUGCACAGAGACAUCAAAUCUAGCAAUAUAAUGUUGGACCACAACUUUGUGGCACGGCUUGGAGACUUUGGUUUGGCUCGCUUGAUGGAGCAUGAUAAUACCUCUCGCUAUACAAAACCUGGUGGCACCACGGGCUAUAUCGCACCAGAGUACCUUCAAACAUUGAGGGCCAGCUCGGAAUCGAAUGUCUUCAGCUUUGCUGCCGUGGCUUUAGAAAUUGCCUGUGGAAGACCUGCGUUUGAUAGAGAUCUUACGUUUUGUAAUAUGAGUUUGAUCAACUGGGUUUGGAGUCAGCAUGAAAUGGGACACAUACUUGAUGCAGCUGAUAAAUUGCUUGAUAAGGAAAGAGAUGGGGUUCAAAUUGAAAGGUUGAUGCUGGUUGGAUUGUGGUGCUCCGUCCAUGAUUAUAGACAGAGACCAAGAAUGCAGGUAGUUCUGGAAGCCUUAAAAUUUGAAGCUGAAGUGCCUAUUCUCCCAUGCAGAAUACCUGGAGAACCUCAUUGA
This is a messenger RNA of Cryptomeria japonica (Japanese cedar), 1713 nucleotides long. RefSeq names its product putative L-type lectin-domain containing receptor kinase I.4. Gene Ontology annotation, cellular component: plasma membrane. The coding region runs from base 1 to 1713 and encodes 570 amino acids. Gene Ontology annotation, molecular function: ATP binding; carbohydrate binding; protein kinase activity. NCBI's taxonomy places the organism in Eukaryota, Viridiplantae, Streptophyta, Pinopsida, Cupressales, Cupressaceae. The record is from RefSeq and is a predicted model, not a curated record. Gene Ontology annotation, biological process: protein phosphorylation. The transcript is spliced from 2 exons.